This is a messenger RNA of Vigna angularis (adzuki bean), 1282 nucleotides long. RefSeq lists its product as uncharacterized. The transcript is spliced from 11 exons. NCBI's taxonomy places the organism in Eukaryota, Viridiplantae, Streptophyta, Magnoliopsida, Fabales, Fabaceae. Gene Ontology annotation, biological process: cytoplasmic translation. The record is from RefSeq and is a predicted model, not a curated record. Gene Ontology annotation, molecular function: protein binding. Bases 190 to 954 code for a protein of 254 amino acids.
UUAAAUCUCUUUACUGCUCGAAUCACUCGUUAAAACGUACCGUUUCAAGGGAAGCAGUGUUUCAGUGGUUAGGUUUCUCUGUGCCAAGCUGCACCCUCUACACAGCUAUUUCUAGUUGUAAUGCUGCCCUGACGUCGCCUUUCUAUUCCAAUUCUAUCUCUUCACUUUCACUCGCAUCAAUUUCCAACCAUGACGGACUUCAAACAAGAACAAGAUAUGGAGAUUGAAGCAUUAGAAGCUAUACUUAUGGAUGAAUUCAAAGAAAUACACCCUGGUGAAAGUGGCUUAAAUACUUCCAGUAGGUGCUUCCAAAUAAAGGUUGUUGCGCAGGACGACGAUACUGAUGGGCCAAUAACUAAUCCAGCUCAACUGGCUUUGAUAUUUUCACACACAGAAAGAUAUCCCGAUGAACCUCCCCUUUUAAAUUUGAAAAGUUUGCAAGGAAUACAUAUUGAAGAUCUAAGGAUUUUGAAAGAAAAACUUCUACAAGAGGCUUCUGAAAAUCUUGGUAUGGCUAUGAUAUACACACUUGUUACCUCAGCUAAAGAGUGGCUGUCUGACCGGUUCUGUCAAGACUCUGUUGAUGGGAGUACUGAAGUAGAAGAGGCAGCCAAAGAUGAUAUAGUGAUACCCCACGGAGAACCAGUUACUGUUGAAACAUUUUUGGCAUGGAGAGAAAGGUUUGAAGCGGAACUAGCAUUGGAACGAGCCAAGCUAAUGCCCGAAUCUGUGCUCACAGCGCCUAAGGAAAAGAAGCUCAGUGGUAGACAAUGGUUUGAAAGUGGAAGAGCGAAAGGUGUGGCUGCUGUCAAUGAGGAAUCUGAUCUGGAGGACGAGGAAGAUAUUGACUUUGAUGAAGAUGAUUUUGAAGAUGAUGACGAGGAGGAUAUGCUUGAGCAUUAUCUGGCAGAAAAAUCUGAUUCAUCCGCACAUUCUUCCAGGAGAGCUAGUUAAAUUGAAUAUGCUGCUGCAUAUCCGGCAGAGUUUUACAGUUUGCAUAUCUGGCAGAGUUUUACAUGUUGCCUCUCACUCUGAGGGAGAGGGAGUUUCUGCCAUCUUUCUAGAAGUGGGGGUGAUUUGGUUUAUGAUAUUAUCAGGUACAAUGCAAAAGUGUUUGAUGUGUGAUAUUCUAUUUCACAUGAGCACCGUUUGAUAUAAAAGAAAUAUUUUUUGUUUGUAGUCAUCAUCCUUGAAUUGUAAUGAAAUCAGUGUCUUAUGGAUAAACAGCUUUAUAACUCAUUUUGAAGUAGAAGAAAUAAGAUAAAUUUUGUUUCAAUGGUUA